ACUUUGCCCGUAUCCCGUGACCGCUUCACUCGCAUCACGAUGGCUCCUCUGGUCGUCAAAGAAGACGCAAAACGCAAGGCCGAGAAUGUCCUGGACAGCGGAAGCCCCUCCAAACGGCCAAAACCAGACCCCCAGACGCCCUCCGACGUUGACGGCGGCCCCGUCCAGCGAGCUCCCAAGCUGGUCCCAUUCCCAGAGAAGCCUGCCGUGAUAGAGGAGCGGAACGGCGAAAUCGAGUUCCGCGUAGUCAACAACGACGGCAAGAAGGACAGCUCCAUCAUCCUCACCGGCCUGAAAUGCAUCUUCCAGAAACAGCUCCCCAAAAUGCCCAAGGACUACAUAGCACGGCUAGUGUAUGAUCGCACUCAUCUAUCCAUGGCGAUAGUGAAGAAGCCUCUGGAGGUCGUUGGUGGCAUCACUUAUCGACCAUUCAAAGGCCGCCAGUUUGCCGAGAUCGUCUUCUGCGCCAUUUCCUCCGAUCAGCAGGUCAAGGGAUACGGUGCGCAUCUGAUGUCACACUUGAAAGACUAUGUCAAGGCCACGUCCGACGUCAUGCACUUCCUCACAUACGCCGACAACUACGCCAUUGGAUACUUCAAGAAGCAAGGCUUUACGAAGGAGAUUACACUGGAGAAACCGCGAUGGAUGGGAUAUAUCAAAGACUACGAGGGUGGGACUAUCAUGCAGUGUAGCAUGGUGCCAAAAAUCAGAUAUUUGGAGUCUGGCCGGAUGUUAUUGAAGCAAAAGGAGUGCGUCCACGCCAAAAUAAGAGCUGUUUCGAAGUCUUACAACAUUCAUCCACCCCCAAUUCAGUGGAAAAACGGACCCUGCAAGAUCGACCCGCUGUCGAUUCCCGCUAUCAAAGAAUCUGGAUGGUCGCCCGACAUGGACGAGCUAGCCCGAGCGCCCCGACAUGGGCCUAAUUACAACCAGCUACUUCACCUCCUCAACGAUAUGCAAAACAACAGCAAUGCAUGGCCCUUCCAACAGCCUGUCAAUAAAGACGAGGUUGCAGAUUAUUACGACGUAAUCAAGGAGCCAAUGGACCUCGCGACCAUGGAGGAGAAGCACGAGAAAGACCUCUACCCGACUCCGGAGGACUUCAUAAGGGAUGCAAAGCUCAUUUUCGAUAAUUGCCGUCGCUAUAAUAAUGAGACGACACCCUAUGCAAAAGCGGCAAAUAGACUGGAGAAGUUUAUGUGGUCAAAAAUAAAGGAAGUCCCUGAAUGGACGCAUUUGGAGUCGGAAUUGGGCGGCAAGUAGCAGCAACAGCAUCUUUAAUACUAGCGGUUCCGCAUGGGCACGUUUUGGGACGACGAGGCAUGGGUUCAGGGAUAGGAGUCAUUGGGUGAGUGACCAUCAGGUUUUUCGGGAGUUAACAGACAUACGCAAUACCCAUAGGAGUUAGAAGAUGAAGGCACUUGAAUUUUUAUCCUAUUUACAGUGUCUUGCCAAAGGUCUGUACACACUGGGUUGUCACUGCUUGGGGUGCCCCCAUGGUCUGGCCAGAAUCUAGACAUGAUGCAAAGGUCCGUGCUGUGUAGAUUAAACCACUAUUCUGACGUUUGGCUACCUUGCAGCAGGGCACUCCUGACAGUGGUGUCGAUCGGCCAAGAGUAGCACUCAAGCAAUGGGACAUUGUUGGUCUCUCAAGACAUCAUUCCAUUCUUACCCAC
Mytilinidion resinicola is the source of this 1676-nucleotide messenger RNA. Its product is annotated as Bromodomain-containing protein. NCBI's taxonomy places the organism in Eukaryota, Fungi, Ascomycota, Dothideomycetes, Mytilinidiales, Mytilinidiaceae. Bases 40 to 1263 code for a protein of 407 amino acids. Gene Ontology annotation, biological process: positive regulation of transcription by RNA polymerase II; chromatin remodeling. The record is from RefSeq and is a predicted model, not a curated record. The transcript has 4 exons. Gene Ontology annotation, cellular component: histone acetyltransferase complex. Gene Ontology annotation, molecular function: histone H3 acetyltransferase activity; protein binding.